AUGACAUUGGAACAGGACGGUGGAGGGGAGGUUGAGGAAAACGUCUCGGAUCUCGAAAGGGACAUGCAACUGGCUUUCGAAGAGCAAGAGGAGUUAUUAGGUACCUCUCCUAGCUCCUCACAUCGUCUCCCGUUUGAAUCACAUCCUCCGAUUGAUCAGGAUUGUGACCGAGGCUGGUUAGAAGAGCUCCGUGCCAGCUCGCGUCUCUGCAGUCAGGAGAAGGAGAAGGAAGGCCCGCGCGAGCAAGAACAGGAGGAGAUGGCAGCAGAUGAGAUAAGGCACAAGGUACCGGAGCAGGAACUGGAGGAGGCCGACGAUAGUGACGAUAGUGGGAAGCGCGAGCAACGCGGAGAAAAGCGGCAGCACCAGGACAGAGAAAUCAAUAGCGGCAUCCACCAUUCCGAGAGCAGCGACUAUGGUCAUGACACAAACAACAAUGAUGACGAGGACGACGAGGAAGACGAGAACCCACGACCUACGACGCGGCGGAGACUGUCCCCAGCGCCGCCUGAUAUGCCUCCAACGCCACCCCUUGAGCAGAGCUCACCAAAGCCGCAUUCCCUGGCACAGGCUCACAGCGCGACGCCAUCCUCAACCACGCAAUUUGAGAUCGGCAAUGCGCAGUCCCAGACUAAUCUUGCUCACCCGCCCACGUCCAUAAAUAACGACCACCACUUCACCCCACCAAGCUCUCACAGUCCCUCAGAUACGCAGAAGUCGGCAUCAGCCGCGGAGUAUCAGGAAUGGCCCUUCCAAGGUUUCCUGAAGCGCGUUACGAUUGGCAAUCAGAUCACAUCCAAUCUCAAGUUUUCGUUGUCACAUGUCCCUGAGCACUUGAGCCUCUCACUUCAUUCAGAAGUUUUAAGCACUAGCUCUAGGGAAUUGUCAGUGGAGGCUGCAGUCUCUCGCCAGGCUGUCACUUCUCGCAAGCCGGGCAAGGAACCGACCAAGAAUCAAGAGAGUCUGUUGGCUAAGAUGGUCCACGACGACAAGACCUGGGCAGAGAUAGGACAGCAUUUCCCAGGCCACACACUGCAGUCACUGAAGGAGAACUUCUUCACGAAGCAAGGGGGGAAGCCUCGGAGGCGGGGUCGAAAGGCCGGGGUAAAGGUUGUUCGUGUUUGA
Molecule: messenger RNA, 1125 nt
Organism: Mollisia scopiformis
Lineage: Eukaryota; Fungi; Ascomycota; Leotiomycetes; Helotiales; Mollisiaceae
Exons: 1
Coding region: 1-1125 (374 amino acids)
Source: RefSeq, a predicted model, not a curated record